CUCGACCAAAGCUUCCGGGCCAGCGCGGAGGCACAGAAUGAGAGAGUGAUCGUUUAGGUAUUAUGGAAGGAAGUCACCAGCCAGAAGUUACCAGUCAGAAGAGUUACCAGACAGAAGAGAGCAGCUUGCUGGACAUAUCAUGUACUAUCACUGAAAAAAGUUUUCUGGUGCAUCCCAGCACUGAGAGAAACAGUGAUUGUUCCUGUUCAGUAAAUGCGUUUGUUUCACCAGCAUCCACCAUGGUGGACACGGCAGAUCCUGACAGUACAAUUUUUGAAGAACAUCCCACUGGAGCUAGCAGAAACUUGUUCCCCAAAUCCUGUGAAAAGACAAAGUCCAAUAAUUGUAUGAAUUCAGAGUCCUUCCAAGCUAAUGAGCAUCUCUCAUCUCGGACACCUGAGCAAAAGGACGGAGAGCCCACCAUUAAAAAAUCUUUGGAUAUUUUUUACAGUACCUGUUGUCCAAAGAAGCAAUUUGGUGGCAGCCCAGAAAUUGAAUCAGCUUCACAAUGCGUAUCUGCCAAAAUUGCAGAUUUGGUCAACAGAGAAGGAACGGAAUAUGCACUGCAGAGUCUCAGGGUAGCCCAGAUGGUUUUGAACCGAGAUGGUAAUAAGGUCUUUCCUCAGCAUUCCAGUGGUACCUGCUUUUCAGCUGCUAUGGAAAGUAACGCUAAUGUGGAGAAAGGGGAAAAACUCCCUGGACUUUCAGAUGAUGUCCUUCAGUUUCUCUUAAAACAGAAUGUUACAAAAUGAACAUGGCCUUGACAUUAGUCCAUUUCUAAGCACAGUUUUUCCUGUUUUUUCAUGACAUCUGCUGACAGUGAUUUCUGAUAGAACUAUUAGAUCGCACACAAGGACAAGGAUUCCACCAGAGCAUCAGUUCACCAGGAUGUAUUCCACAUCAGAAACUGCUGUUUUUAUAUAUAUACAUAUAUAUAUUCAUAUUGGUGAUCCUCAUUGCUGCUGUUGUUAGGGAUUGAAGAGUAUGUUUGCCAGUAAGGUGCUGAAUCGUGCAGCUUGUAUGCUUGUAAAAUUGAAUUCUGUAAAGUCAGGUGGUGUCUCCUCAGACUGACUCACCUCUCCAAGAUCUCAAGCGGAGGUUCUUUCCCUGUCUUACUGAGAUCCUUUUAACUGGAAGUUCUGAGGACUGAACCUGGAACCUUCUGCAUGCAGAAUAGUGCUCUGCCACUGAGCUACAGCCCCUCUGCAAAAACCAGUGCAAGGCUUGGGAAAGGAAAAUGUACCAUAUUACUUUAACAAUUUAAUUGUAUCAUAAGGCAGUGAGACCCGUGCCAGCAUGAAGAGAUGUUGGCUCAUUCUGUACGCAGAUUUUCUGUUCCAGAAGCUCAAAAAAAAUUGGGGGGGGGGGGGGGAUGGGAUCAUGUAGGGCAAAAUGUGUAUGGAGAAGGGUGGGCAACAGCCAAGGCAGCAAAACAUUAAAAGCCUUUUGAAGUGUACCUAUUCAGAUCUCCUGCAGAAAUAAAAAUUGUAUUGUUAUGUA
Molecule: messenger RNA, 1500 nt
Organism: Heteronotia binoei (common prickly gecko)
Lineage: Eukaryota; Metazoa; Chordata; Lepidosauria; Squamata; Gekkonidae
Gene: SHLD1
Product: shieldin complex subunit 1
Exons: 3
Coding region: 63-752 (229 amino acids)
Biological process (GO): positive regulation of isotype switching; negative regulation of double-strand break repair via homologous recombination; positive regulation of double-strand break repair via nonhomologous end joining
Cellular component (GO): site of double-strand break
Source: RefSeq, a predicted model, not a curated record